This is a messenger RNA of Corapipo altera (White-ruffed manakin), 612 nucleotides long. Its product is annotated as pleckstrin homology-like domain family B member 3. The annotation marks the transcript as partial. The transcript has 4 exons. The record is from RefSeq and is a predicted model, not a curated record. Lineage: Eukaryota; Metazoa; Chordata; Aves; Passeriformes; Pipridae.
GAGGCCCGAAGAGCUGCCAAAGCCCCGCCCACCCCAACUGAGGCCCCACCCACCCCAAAUGAUGCCCCACCCACCCCGACUGAGGCUCCACCCCCUCCGCCAUCGGUCACACCCCCUCCGGCCCCAGCCACACCCCCUCCUGAGCCAGACCUGCUCUGUGCCCUGCGGGCCCGGGGGCACCGCCCCGAGGCUGUAGGGGGGCUGUGGGUGCUGGGGGGGUCCCUGAGGGGGCCCCUCACCAAGAUGGGGGGACGCAUCAAGACCUGGAGGCGCCGCUGGUUCCACCUCGACCCCCACAGGAGGGUCCUGGCCUAUUAUGGGGACCAGGCGCAGACGAAGCUCAAGGGGGUCAUUUACUUCCAGGCCAUCGAGGAGGUUUGGUACGACCCCGGCAGAGUGGCUGGAAAGAGCCCAAACCCCCGCCUGACCUUCUGCCUCAAGACCUACGAGCGGCUCUUCUGGCUCGUGGCUCCCUCGGCCGAAGCCCUUCGGAUCUGGAUGGACGCCGUGCUCACCCUCACCCGCGGCGGGGGGGGCCUUCUGAGCCCCCUCAGAGCCUCCCCAGAAUCCCCCCAAAAUCUCCCCAAAAUCCCCUCAAAAUAUCCCCCCUGA